This is a messenger RNA of Lodderomyces oxycetoniae, 1635 nucleotides long. RefSeq lists its product as uncharacterized. The coding region runs from base 1 to 1635 and encodes 544 amino acids. The transcript has a single exon. NCBI's taxonomy places the organism in Eukaryota, Fungi, Ascomycota, Pichiomycetes, Serinales, Debaryomycetaceae. The record is from RefSeq and is a predicted model, not a curated record. Gene Ontology annotation, biological process: protein targeting to vacuole; vesicle-mediated transport. Gene Ontology annotation, cellular component: fungal-type vacuole membrane; Mon1-Ccz1 complex.
AUGGAGCGUCCACGGUUUUCUAAGAUCUCAACAAAGUCCUCCAGCUUACUACCAACUGUAUCAAAAACAACCGCUUCUUCCACUAAUGACGCCACUACUAUCUCCACUGCUGCUGUGAAUUUUGAGACACAAUCGAUUCGCGGUGGUGAUUCACUUUCAAUCCAUCUGGGCGAUACUGAUACGAGUUUGGAAAUAAAUUUGUCAGACAUUGAAGAGAUUUCCAAUUUACCUGAAAGCGUUCGUCGUCGAGCUCAGCAAUUGAACACGAAUACCCAAUUAUCAACAGAUAUCUGCUACCAGGACCUAUAUCCCAACCCUGACAAUAUCAACAAUAAGAGUUACUUUGAAAAAUGCAUUGCAAUCAGUAAAAGUAAUGACAGCACCCAGUUUCAUAACAAACUCAAGCAAGUUUUCAUCUUUUCCACUGCCGGGAAACCAAUAUAUUCAUUAAAUGGUUCAGACGAACUCAUUUUGGGCUACAUGGGAAUUCUUACAACGAUCAUUUCAACUUUUCAAGAAGAUUUGCACCAGGAUCUACAAAUUAUUGAUUUGGGCAAUAAAGUGAAAGUGGUGGCUUUGAACAAAGCGCCAAUCAUCCUAAUAGCAAUCUCUAAACUACGCCAUGAAACAGACAAGUUGAUAGUGGCCCAACUACAAGUGUUGUACACUUAUUUACUAAGCGUUUUGUCGAAACCUAUAAUUGAUAAAAACUUCCAUAACCGAUUAAACUACGAUUUAAGGAGGAUACUAAGCCCAUUGGAUCUGGAAAAUUUGGACGAGUUAUGCGCGAGAUUAACUUAUGGGGUAGGAAGUGAAGGAGCAUUUGAAUUUUACAUGUCAACAAUGCUUGCAUGUAGGCAAAGUUUGAAAAUUCUGCACACUCUACGACACAAGAUGGAUAAAAUUUUGAAGCAACUGCAAGACGAAGACUUGGUCUUUACCAUCUUGACAAAAGGUGAUGUUGUCAUUAACUAUUUACAUCCCAAACAACACAAUCUCCCCAACGAGGAUUUAAACUUGUUAAUCUUUAUAGUCACCUCGUUGAAAAAGAAGGAGGAAGACUUGUGGAUGCCGUUGUGCAUGCCAAAAUUUAACAAAAAUGGAUUUUUGCAUGUUUUUGUAAAGACGUGGGAGCAGUUGAGAAUAAUUUUGAUAAGUGGAAACAAGAAUGCGUUUUAUAGGCUUAGAGAAUUGGCAGAAGAUAUCAUAAAAAGUAUCGCUCAUGCUCAAAGUGGAAAGUUUUUAUCCAAAGUGCUUCAUGAACUACUAGUACCCUUAACAAGUCAAGUACCGUUUGCAGUCAGACACUUUCUUUACGUAGAUACAGAGCUACACCAGUUUGUUACCAGUGAGCUUCCAGAAGAUAAUAGAGACUUUAGUUUGCAGCUUAUCUUAUAUUACAACACAUUAAGAACAAGCAGAUCACGUAUCCAUUUCAAGGAAAAAGGUAUCAGUUACAGGAAGUUGUCUUACAUGAAGUGGGGUCGUACAACUGGAUUUAUGCUCAGUGAUAGUUCUUACGAGUUUUACUGUAUUACUAGUGAUGAUGAUUUAGAUUCAAAAAAGUUGAUUGAGUUGAGUUUAGCUAUAGUCUAUUGGUGCAAAAAGAAUAGAUCCAGAUUAUUUAUAACUUGA